AUGGUGAGCACUGACAAGAAUCAGAGUAGUGUGGUCAUGUUCAUCUUCUUGGGAUUUUCUGAUUAUCCAGAGCUCCAGGUGCCCCUCUUUGUAUUGUUCCUCAUCAUUUAUGCAGUCACUGUGGUGGGGAAUGUGGGCAUGAUUGCGAUCAUCAAGAUCAGCCCCAAACUCCACACCCCCAUGUACUUUUUCCUCAGCCACUUGUCCUUUGUGGAUUUCUGUUAUUCCACUAUAGGUACACCAAAAUUACUAGAAAACUUAGUUGUAGAAGACAGAAGCAUCUCCAUCAAAAGCUGCAUCACACAGUAUUCUAUUGGUGUCACCUGUGUGAUAACAGACAUGAUUAUGUUGGCAGUGAUGGCGUAUGACCGCUUUGUCGCUAUAUGUUAUCCUUUGCUUUAUACGGUUUUCAUGUCCCCAAAACUCUGUGCCCUGCUAGUGGCUGUGGCAUAUUCAUGGGCCACAAUUUCUUCUAUUGUACUCACAUACUCACUUCUUGUAUUAUCAUUUUGUGAGACCAAAAUCAUUAAUAACUUUGUAUGUGAAUAUUCUGUCUUCCUCUCUGCUGCCUGCUCUGAUAAACAUUUCAGUGAGUUAAUAAGUUCUGUCUUUGCAAAUCUCAAUGUAUUUUGCACCCUCAUCAUUAUCCUUAUAUCCUACAUUUUUAUUUUUGUCACAAUCUACAAAAUGCAUUCAGCCAGUGGAAGAUACAAAGCUUUCUCAACUUGUGCCUCCCACUUGACAGUUGUUACCAUUUUCUAUGGGACCAUCUUCUUUCUCUAUUGUAUUCCCAGUUCCAAAAACUCGUGGCUUGCAAUCAAAGUGGGAUCUGUUUUUUACACUGUGGUUAUUCCUAUGCUAAAUCCUUUGAUAUACAGUCUAAGGAACAAUGAUGUGAAGGAAACCUUGAGGAAAUUGAUGGAUCUCAAAAUCAUUUCUCAAUAA
This is a messenger RNA of Vombatus ursinus (common wombat), 945 nucleotides long. RefSeq names its product olfactory receptor 5D13-like. The transcript has a single exon. Bases 1 to 945 code for a protein of 314 amino acids. Gene Ontology annotation, molecular function: G protein-coupled receptor activity; odorant binding; olfactory receptor activity. Gene Ontology annotation, biological process: sensory perception of smell; G protein-coupled receptor signaling pathway. NCBI's taxonomy places the organism in Eukaryota, Metazoa, Chordata, Mammalia, Diprotodontia, Vombatidae. Gene Ontology annotation, cellular component: membrane. The record is from RefSeq and is a predicted model, not a curated record.